Molecule: messenger RNA, 209 nt
Organism: Dentiscutata erythropus
Lineage: Eukaryota; Fungi; Glomeromycota; Glomeromycetes; Diversisporales; Gigasporaceae
Source: the annotation of a GenBank genome assembly
AUGCAGCAACCAAGUAAAACAUAUAUGCAAGAACUAGAUGAAACUUAUAUGCAACAACCAGGUAAAACUUAUAUACAACAACCAGGUACAAAUUAUAUACAACAAGUAGAUGAAACUUACAUGCAACAACCGGGUAGUGAAGCUUAUAUACAACAAGUAGGCAAUGAAGCUUAUGUGCAACAAGUAGGCUAUGAAGCUAUAUACAACAA